AAAGCUAUCCAAUUGCAGAACGAGGCUAUCCAAUCGCUGAAAGUGAACCAGAAAGCUAUCCAAUUGCAGAAAGAGCAAUAGGUGAUAAACUCUCUGCCACUUUUCCAGUACUCAAGGGUACAGUUGAACUCCUUCAAGAAACCGCUUCUAACGUCACAGCUUCUGGACAAUUCACCGCAGGCAUCAGUGAUACUGUUACUGACAAUUAUAGUGUGGAGUUGGGUGGCGUUUCAACAACCUUCACUGCAUUAGGUAUAGUGAACAAACCACCUGGUACUGACCCCUUUAAAUACAGUACUAUUGGAGUCCUUAGUUUAAUAAAAGAUUGGGCUAAAGAAUAUCUAAAAACAAAUCUUGAGAAUCUUUCGGUAGAACAUGAAGGUGUAAUGGUGAAAAUUGUAUCUGUGACAGAAUGUAAUGGUGAUGCAGAAUUGAAUCAAAGGAAAGGAAAACUGAUUCCGAUUUAUGAUUUGGUGAUAGAUUUGACAUGGUCUGGCACCGGUGUUGAUGGAACUGAGAUCACUGGGAAUAUUAAAAUUCCUGAACUUUUACAAGGUUCAGAAAGUGACUGUGAGGAUUCUAUUAAACAAGUAAUUCGUAAACAUUUGACACCUUUGCUUAUAGAAAAAUUCAAGAAUAUUGGAAAAGACAUGGUAGAAACUCAUAGUAAAGACGUUUAUAUUGAACCAUCUCAACUUGGAGCUCCCAAUCAAAAACCAAUUACACCUAGUGAGCCAAUCGCAAUUGAAAUGCAAACUUCAGCAGAUCAAAUCUAUGAAACUCUGCUUGAUCCGGGUCGUGUUACUGCUUGGACAAGAUCAAGGCCAGACAUCUUUAGACUUGUUGGAAGCAAGUUUAGUUUAUUUGAUGGAAAUGUUACAGGCACAAUAUUAGAAUUGGUUCCAAAUGAAAAAAUAGUUCAAACAUGGCGCCUAAGAACUUGGCCCGAAGAUCACUUUUCUACAGUCACGCUUAGAUUUGAGCAAACAAGCGACAAUACAAUGGUUCAUCUAACACAAGAAGGAAUUCCUAUUGGAGAAGUGGAUAUAGUGCGACGUAAUUGGCAAAAUUAUUAUUGGAAUUCGAUUAAAAGUGUAUUCGG
Messenger RNA from Entrophospora candida, 1102 nucleotides. The record is from the annotation of a GenBank genome assembly. Lineage: Eukaryota; Fungi; Glomeromycota; Glomeromycetes; Entrophosporales; Entrophosporaceae.